ACAUCAGCUAUCAUGAAGUUUCUGAUCCUCGCCGCUGUGGCCGCCGUGGCCGCCGCCGUCCCCCAGGGCUACGGCGCCCCCCCGCCUCGCUACGGCUCCAGCGAGGAGAUCGCCAUCUUGAGGGACGACCGUGUGAUCGAGGACGACGGAAGGUACAACUUCGACAUGGAGACUGCCAACGGCAUCGUGGUGUCAGAGCACGGCACUCCCGGAGAGAAGGGAGCCAUCAACAGCGCCGGAUCCUUCUCAUACACUGCUCCUGACGGCACUGACGUCCACCUCCAAUACGUUGCUGACGGGAACGGCUUCCAGCCUCAGGGCGCCCAUCUGCCAGUGGCCCCCGAGUUCCCCCACCCAAUCCCUCAGUUCGUCCUCGACCAGAUCGCCUUCGCCGCUGAGGAGGACGCCCGUAACGCCAAGAGGCCCUCCGUUGGUUACCAGUGAUUGAAUAUUGCUACGUCGAUUUAUUAUGUAUUGAUAGACAUCCACCGUGUGGAGGCCGGCCGACCAUAUAGCUAAAUGCUUAUUUUAAUUAUUUAUUAAAAUAAUAAAUAUUCAUAUAACUUUUC
Messenger RNA from Penaeus chinensis, 569 nucleotides. RefSeq names its product cuticle protein AMP1A-like. Gene Ontology annotation, cellular component: chitin-based extracellular matrix. The transcript is spliced from 3 exons. The coding region runs from base 13 to 444 and encodes 143 amino acids. The record is from RefSeq and is a predicted model, not a curated record. Gene Ontology annotation, molecular function: structural constituent of chitin-based larval cuticle. Lineage: Eukaryota; Metazoa; Arthropoda; Malacostraca; Decapoda; Penaeidae.